AUGUUCCUUCACAGCUACCUACAUUCAUUUCUCAGCAAUCUAAAACGACGGCAGCUGCAGCGAAAGCAGAACAUUACAGAAAGCAGCUUCCUUCUCUUGGCUUUGCGUUGCGGGGUUGCGUUAUACUUUACAUCUUCAGGAAAUAUGCCGAGGAAGAGGCAAGUCAGGACUUUUGAUGCCACCGGCCAGGUUGCCCAGAAUACCGAAAGCUUUGGCGGUAACUAUCACCUUUUUUCAUUUCCAAGAGCACGAAUCUUGUUCGAGAAAGGUGGAGUAUUGCAGAGGAUUGACAAGUGUUUGAACCGUCUUUUAGUGGCUGAAACACCAAAUCGUGAAAACGGUCAGAGGCAGGUCAUAACACAAUCGGCUUCGAAAACCGAAAAUCGAGAUUCAUCAAUACAGACUGCGCCCUGUUCUCCGGAGAUGACAAUUCCGGUAAAGAAGCACGACAGAACAGGAAAUGAAAAUGGGAGACAAUUCAAGCAAACCCCCAGGAACAAAAAUAGGAAUGUUGCACUGGAUGAUGAAACAGGAAGACCAUCGCCAGUUUCGCGCAGCCCUCUUACGGAAAUUUCACAGAGCAAUAUGAAUUUCGGAUGCGGAAGCCACAUUGAUACCAAAAUCGCACGAGGUUGUAGCUCUAAAUGUCCGGCGAUGACAGGAGGCAUGUGGAUAGCUGACCAUUUCUGUCUAGUAAAACAAGAAGUAGACUCGAGCAAGCAACAGCCACGAGUUGAAGUAUCUGGACUGAAGCUUAACGCUCCAGAAUGGCUUCCGGGUGCCACUCAUGCUUCCUCUAACGAUGAAACAUAUAAUCCUGUGGAAGUUCCGAGGACUCAAUCUUCCGAACUUGGAGAUAGUCUAGAGAACUGGCCUACUGGUGCCACUCUUGACGAGAACGACAUGUAUCUCUUCGGAGGAGAGAUACCAGAAUUCAUGGAAGAUUUUGGAUUGAACAACGGCAAUGUCGCAGAUGAACAAGACGAAUUUUGGUCUUGCAAGGUGGAUGUGGAUGCGUUGUCCCCAACUCUUUCGUUACCAAUGUCCAUUUUCGAUUGCAGCGACUUAGAAGAAGCUAAGAACUUUUUGGAGGCUGUAACUUCUCGAGAAGACCUUGAAACCGUCCAGUCUUCGUCCGCUGAAUACAACACCAAUAACUCCACAGCCGCAACAUCCAAACACCCUGCGUCGGAUAGCACUUCUUUCAGAAGCUCUUCAAGGGUCUCUAGCCAGAUCUUAGAGGGGAAAUCUGAUCUGGUGAACUCGAAUGCCUUAACGACCCAUCAAAAAUCUGAAGCUUAUGGGCACGGUAAACCGCUCACACUCUCCAGUCAAUCACAGUCGUCAAACCCUCUCACACAAUCUCUAGCAGCUCAGCCCACCUCCCAUUGUAUGCAUCAUUGUGACCGGGCUGAAGCCACGCAGCCUCCCCACAAAUAUAUUGCACCAAUGGAUUGCAUCCGGGUACCUGCUGAAGAGAAUAUCACACACUCACCUAUGCAAGCUGCAAGCCAUUUCGGACAAUUUCAAAGCAGCUAUGAGAGAGGAGACAAUGUACAACUUACAAGGCCAAAUCGCACCACUUAUAAUGGUGAUUUGAUUGAUGUGCGUGGCAGUGUAUCUGCUGCAGCAAACCUUACUGCCCUGGAACUCGAGUGCACUCGUCGACUGAUAUCAAAGGAAAAGGCAGCAGAGUGUUCGGAAAGACUGCGAAGGCUAAAGGUAGUCCAAAACAUCUUGAAUCUGGAUAAUGGAGGAACUCAGAGGAGUACUUACAAUAGCCCACGAGUAACCUCGGAGCAAAACAGCAACCACAACUCCCACAACCAGGAAACUGCCUUAAGCUUCAGUCAAGAUCCUUUGUCAGUUAGUCCCCUGGAUCGCGACAGAGCACACCGUACCUCAACGGCCUUAUCGAAUACUUCAAAUCCGCUGGGAGUACCUCAAAUAAGUGGUUCUGGGCCUUUGGACACUGAAACUAUCGAUUCAUACGAUGGCUGUGGGCCAAACUCUUUGUCUGAAGGUAUAAAUGUGUACAAAAUGGACAAUUCCAAGGAUAGGGACGAAGCGCCUUCCAUCUCGGCCGGAUUCGGGUCCAAUGCCUCUCCAGGCGAAAUGGAUGGUAGCUGUUCUGGCUUGGAUACAUCUGUUGGAGAAAAUUCCACAAGUUCUAAUCACUAUCCUGGCAACGACGAGACUAAUAUUGAUCCCCGCCUAAGAAGCCAUUUUGUUAACGGAUUGCAGCCACCAAUUAAUUUUCGUCCUGUCCCGUCUGAUGUUUUACUUCUAGGCCUGCAAACCGGUACACGUGAGCAGUGCGACUGGUGCGACCACGAACAGCUUUUUGGCCUUCCGAAUAAUUUCCAACGCAAGGAUUUUGGAUCAUCAGCGUCGCGUAUAUGCAUGAACUGUCAAGCGCGCCGCUACGCCAUUAUGGCUCAUGUCACUCACGGUGACUGGAUCCGGCCAGAGGAUGGUUUUGAGUGGAAUGGCAAUGCCAACAGCGUUAGCAUGUCCAACGGGUCUAUUGACGUGGGCAACAUCUUUCCAACUCUAGAAGAAAAUGGGACAGACAUGAUGAGAGACGCGCCAAACAAUGCUGUAUUCAACGAACUGGGUCCUUAUCAUCCGCCAUUCAGUACUUUACCGCAAACUGCAAUUGAUCAGUACCCUUCGGUUCAGCCGCAGGAUUGCUUGGGAAACUCGUCUUUCUCCUCGGGUCUGUCCCGAUUCGUGAAGAGAAAGCGUCCAGUGGAUGAAGAAGCUGACUGUGAGGACAUUUCACAAAAAGUUGAGUCGGAUCACCAUGAGCUUUCAAAGUGCGCUUUUCCUCAGCAGCAUUCUGACUUGAGCUUCCAUUUCAACAAAGCAGAAGGUACGGCGAAUCUGUCAAUACAGCCCAACAGUUCCCUUGCCGCCACUCCCAGCGAAAUAUCCGCGGCUCAAAAAUACUCACGAGGCCGAGAUCCCUCAUUUGUAUCGUCCAGGGAACCCGAUAGGGAGACGCUAUCUCAGCCAACCAUCUGUUCGACAGAAUCCCCUCCCGCUCUCGACCCUGCGAACACUUCAAUUGCCACCAGCAACAAGUUUCGAAGCCAACGACUCAACUGCAACGUAUGCACAGGCAUUGCAGUAGCAGUUUGCGGAUCCUGUCCGCUUACGGUCUGCGUUAACUGCCAAGUUGUACUAGACACGAUGUUGGCCGGUUCAUUGGAUAGUUUGAUUGACGCUUUAGGUGUGACGGGGACACGAAACGACGCAUGUCUUUUGAGCAUUCGGUGUUUGAAAAGGUGGUGA
This is a messenger RNA of Xylona heveae TC161, 3297 nucleotides long. RefSeq lists its product as hypothetical. Bases 1 to 3297 code for a protein of 1098 amino acids. The transcript is spliced from 5 exons. NCBI's taxonomy places the organism in Eukaryota, Fungi, Ascomycota, Xylonomycetes, Xylonales, Xylonaceae. The record is from RefSeq and is a predicted model, not a curated record.